UCCGUUCUUUCGACACUGUUUAUUGCUACAGGGCUCUCACCAGCAGAAAUCUGCCCAAGACAACGUGUUAUGAAUAAUAUUCACAUUUUCAGCGCGAGGACCUUUUAUUGUGCCGGGAGCUAGCAAUAAUGUCGAGGGACGAAAAGUAUAAAUAUCACAAUUCAUCUCACAUAAUUCGUUCUCUUUGUAGUCCAACAUCGUCGAACAGCAAUUAAACCCGAGACCUCUUCCUUUCUACUACUACCGUUCAUACUUUGAUCCUCAGUUUCCCUGACAAUGCCUGCCAAGAUUGUAAAUCUCGAAGAAUGGAACAUUGCUCGAGAUGCUCUUAGAGCCAAAGAAAAAAAGCUCUCCGACGACAACCAACAAGUUGUAACUGAGCGCCAGUCUCUGCCCAUGACCAUUGUUUCAGAAGAAUACUCUUUCAAGACUGAGCAAGGCACUGUCACCUUGCAAGACCUGUUCCAUGGCAAGUCACAGCUGAUUGUCUAUCAUUACAUGUUUGCUCCAACCGCCAAUGAGGGUUGUCCCGGCUGCGCGUUCAUGGUGGCCAACUUCCCAGACCUUCGUCAUUUGGAGGACAAGGAUACUGCGCUAGCCGUUGUGUCGCGGGCCGCCAUUGACAAGAUUACUACGUUCAAGGGAAAGAACUUUUGGAACUUUCCAUGGGUCAGCAGCGAGGGAAGCACUUUCAACUAUGACUUUGGCGCUACGAUUGAUGCUGCAACCGCAAAGCCUGCCGACGGUAAAAAUCCACCCUCUGGAGAUCAGCCAGGAUUCACUGUCUUUAAGCUUCAAGGUGGCAAAGUUUACCGUACGUACUCAGCCUUUGAGCAUAUGGAGUCUCUCAUGGGCACUUGGACUUUCCUCGACAUGACGCCUGGCGGCAGACAGGAGGGCCGAGACGGGCCUGCAGAAUUCCCCCUACCUUCUCAGUAUCAUGCGGCUGGAAGAGUCUAAAUUCUUUUUUUCUCUUUCCUUUGCGGUGCAAUUUGAAGAAUUGGUUCUUUUUAAAGACAAUCACCCAAAUGAAACUGUUCUAUCUUAUGCAUUGUAUAGUGAAUGAACAUUGCUGGCAAUGGCCAGUAUCCUUGACCUCGACCACAAUUUAUUUGUAAAUAAUGCCGGCUUCGUUUCUCAAUUUGCGAGUGCUAGUAUUCAAUAUAUCUUGUGAGCGUUUCUACACUACUGAAGUAAAACUCCACCACUUGUGCUCACCACAGAGCCCGUUGCGUUCCAGUCUUUCAUCAAAUAUAGAUACGCUUCUGCCACUUCUUCUGGCGCACCGACUUUCCCCAGAAUAGAGGACGCACCCGCCGCUGCCAUACUUUUCAAACGCUUUUCGCUACCAUCUGGGCCUUGCACCUCUGUAUCCGUCGUUCCAGGGCUUACCAGCUUUACGCGAAUAGGUGCUGCUUCCAAUGCAAGCGUCUUGACCAAACCUGCAAGUCCGGUGCUAUAUGCAGCCGCAACAGCAAGACCCUUUACGGCCUUUUCGGUGAUGCGCCCGCUCGUAAAGAUUAGUGAGCUCUUGUAGCUUUCUUUGAGGAAUCGCGUCCCUACUUUAGCGAUGAGUAGCGGAACCACAAUGAAAAACUGGUUCAUAGCGCGAGAUCUUAACCACUCUACCGUCACGGCGUUGACAGGCCUGAAAUCAAAGCGUGCGGCUAUGUAUACAAUAUGGUCAAGCCUUUCGCCGCCAUUCGCUUCGACAACAUCGGCAAAGAGUUUCUCGAGGCGCUCUUCGACGUAAGCGGCCUCGAGGUCAAUCGUGAAGCCCUUUAAGCUUGUGUUUGGGUCUGAAGCUUUAAUUUUCUGGACAGUGCUUUCCACGCGGUCAUUAUUCGAGGAAGCGAUGAAUAUUUGAGCGCCUUAGGACGCUGCAAGCAUGGCUACAGCGGCGCCAAUGCCAGACGAACCGCCAAUAAUGAGCGUGCUGUGAGCGCGGAUCGGGGGCAUUCUUGGGGUGUAUCUGUUGGAUAAACGUGGCAGUAGAUAAAUAAUUUAUUGGAAA
Messenger RNA from [Torrubiella] hemipterigena, 2014 nucleotides. The record is from the annotation of a GenBank genome assembly. NCBI's taxonomy places the organism in Eukaryota, Fungi, Ascomycota, Sordariomycetes, Hypocreales, Clavicipitaceae.